AUGGGGGCAGAGAGAGCCGGGGAGAGGCAGAGAGAUAUGGGACAGAGAAAGGAGAGAGCCGAGGAGAAGCAGAGAGAAAGGGGGGCAGAGAGAGAGAGCCGGGGAGAAGCAGAGAGAGAGGGGCAGAGAGAGGGGGCAGAGAGAGGAGGGCAGAGCGAACCGGGGAGAAGCCGGGGAGAAGCAGAGAGAGAGGGACAGAGAGAGGGGGCAGAGAGAGCCGGGGUGAAGCAGAGAGAGAGAGGGGGGGCCGAGAGAGCCAGGGAAAAGCAGAGAGAGAGAGAGGGGGCCCCAGAGCGAGCCGGUGAGAAACAGAGAAAGAGGAGCAGAGAGAGGGGGCAGAGAGGGGGCAGAGCGAGACGGGGAAGAACAGAGAGAGGGGACAGAGAAAGGGUGAGAGGCGGAGAGAGAGAGAGAGAGAGAGAGAGA
This is a messenger RNA of Mya arenaria, 426 nucleotides long. RefSeq names its product octapeptide-repeat protein T2-like. NCBI's taxonomy places the organism in Eukaryota, Metazoa, Mollusca, Bivalvia, Myida, Myidae. The record is from RefSeq and is a predicted model, not a curated record. The transcript has 3 exons. The annotation marks the transcript as partial.